Messenger RNA from Linum tenue, 2890 nucleotides. The record is from the annotation of a GenBank genome assembly. Lineage: Eukaryota; Viridiplantae; Streptophyta; Magnoliopsida; Malpighiales; Linaceae.
AUGGGUAAAUUCGUAACCGAGGGGGACACGUCGCCAAUAUUCGGGAAAAGAUGCGCAGAUGCCCGAGCUUCCGGCGCGGGAUUUUUAUUAAAGAUCGGAGGACGAACGGCGUGUCGGUCUCCAAAACUAAUUCCAGCCGGUGAUUCACCGUCUCAUUCUUCUCCGAGCUUCUCCUCCGCCGCCGUCUACUUCCUCCUUACUCGUCUCCCCCGCAUUUUCAUGUCCAUCUUGCCCAUACAGACUCAAGGUUCCGCUUCGUCUUCUUCGUUCGAAUCUCCUGCUCUAACCUCCGAUCCUGAUUAUGGCGCCAUCCUUUCUCCCGCUCAACUAUCUCCCGCCUCUCAUCCUCCUCCCUCCCGCCAAUUUCGAUCCAUGCCUCACUCUCCAAACUCCUCUGUCUCAGGGACGUUGGGGUUGGGUGGAGAAGAGGUUGUCAGUGGAUCUUCCCAAGAGGUGACUCAACCAGUGACACCAAUUGCCAAUGCAAUUUUGUCCCACCAGAAUGUAGAGAAGAGUGGCUCCUCCACCUCUGGCUCUCGAGCAGUUGGCUCCAGGCAAUCUAAAGGGAGAGUGUCAGGAAAUGGUGUGCCUCUUCAGAGUGAAAGGAAUAAUCUUUCAACUAACUCUCAAGGUGGAAGUUCACAUUCUUCUGGGAGGAGAACCCAGAUGAUGAAUGCUAACCAUCUCCUCAACUUCCAUUAUGAUCCUAUAACGCGGUCUCAGCCAAGGAUGGCUCCUCCAAGACGGCAUCAUCAGAAGAUCAAGCCUUACAAUAAGGAUUUGUUCCUUCAGGCUAAUUUCAAGUUUGUUGUGCUGGACACUGGGGACAGCUCUCCUGAAGCUUUGGAUCCUGAUAAAAAUCUUAGAUGGGAGGAUAUUUUAUGUGUCAGGUACUCCACUUCAGUACCACUGCAGUGUCCGGUAUGUUUGGAGCAACCCUUGUGCCCCCAAAUAACUUCCUGUGGCCAUAUCUUUUGCUUCCCUUGCAUUGUUCGAUAUUUGCUUAUGGGUGAAGAGGUUUUCAAGGGAGAUUGCUACAAACGGUGUCCUUUAUGUUUUCUGAUGGUAUCUCCAAAGGAUUUGUACACUUUGACUGUUGAGAAUGUUAAGCAGUACAGUGUUGGCGAGACUAUCGAGUUCAUGCUACUUAUUAGGCAGAAGGAUUCCUUCACUCCUUCAAAGAGGAAUAAGCAGGAAUCAGAUUCAACAUUGAGAUGCAAUGAUGAUGCCAGUGAUCCAUUCUCAAAAUUUAUAUUUACGUCGGAUGUAGAACUUUCCGUGAGAAAACCAAUUUCAGAGUUGGAUGAUUGGUUAGCUAGAGCUGAUUCGGGACUUGUGGAUGACUUGGAGAAGCUUCCCUAUGUUUGUGCUGCAAUGGAGCAAUUAGAGCAGAGGAAGAAUUAUUGGAUUGAGUUGCGGGCAUGUGAUAUCAAUACCACGCAUAAGCAGGCUUGUAAUCAGAAAGGAUCUUUGAUUGGCACUAGUGCUCAUCAUGUAGUCUCUAGUACCAGGUAUUCAUCAACUCCUGUUGAUGUCAUUGAUCAGGCUAAUUUGUUGGAUAGCAUCAAGCUGGAUUCCACCGAGUCACAUGAAGAACAAGAUGUCGUUUUAUCAUCUUCAUAUGGUGAUAAAAAGAGCCUACGGGAGCCACCAAAUGGCUCUAGAGAUAGGGAUAAAGGCUCCUACAACUUUUACCAGGCAGUUGAUGGUCAACACUUCAUACUCCAUCCUUUCAACAUGAAGUGUCUUCUUCGUCAUUAUGGGAGCUAUGAGAUGCUUCCUGACAGAAUAAAUGGGAAAAUCCUGCAGUUGGAACCUAUGACCCAAACAGAGGCUAUGAGAAGACGUUAUCGUUACUUGAGUCAUUUUUCUUUGACGACAACUGUCCAGUUGUGUGAAAUUGAUAUGAGUGAGAUACUACCGCCUGAUGCCCUACUUCCUUUUAUGGACGAAAUAAAGAAGAGGGAGCAGCAACGGAAGCAACAAGCUGACAGAGAACGGAAGGAAAAGAUAAAGGCUGAAGCUGCUAUUGGUGCAUAUGAUAUACCUUUUGUACCUAGGUUCGAGUCAUCAUCUUAUGACGUUUCCCCUACAUUCUCCAUGGAUGAUUUUGAAGGUAGUGACAUUCCUGUGUUUCUUAUGACCAUUUUUGCUUGGUUUUUAUAACCGUUCAUCUUUCUUGGCUUGAUGGUUGGUUCUGUGUCUUUGAGUUUAGCCUUGGGGAAUUCCAGUUCGAUGUCAUCAAGCCCUCCCAUGGCUGGAGAUAAGCUUCUCUUCUCCAAUGUUACGCGGCUCGGUUAUGCUGCUGGUUACGGUUCUCCAGGCUUGAGAAUCGAGGAAGCUAGGGCAGCCCAGGCUAAUAAUCACAUGAAAGAUCCGGCUCAUGAGGGAGGUUCUGGCACAGGAACUGGCACAAGAAACCAGGGGACGCCAUCUUUUGCCAAUGUAAUAUCGAGGGAAAGGACUGGAGAGGCCCCCAAGAGCAACGAGGGUGCAAGUAAGAAAGGGAAGAAGGCGAACCGGGUUCUUCUGUCGACGGCAGGUGGACGACGCUAUUGAGCUUUUCUUGUUUUUAGCUUUCUUGUUGUUAAUAAAGGAGUAACGCAGGGCCUGUUGGUUGCCGUCGAGCAUGUCUCGGUCGUCUGUUUGUUAUGGUAUAAUUCAGUAUGACUUGAGAUAAUUGUACAGAAGGAUGGAUGGGAAAUGCUGCCUUUCCUUUUUGGGUUCACUAGGAAAAUGUAUUGACUAACUUAUUAUGAUGCACGUAAGAGAGUAGUUUCCUCUUCUGCGACCUUGUUUAAGUUGCAAUCUUUCGUGUUUAUUAAACCAAAUGAACAGAAUUUGGGGUUGACUACAUAGUGGGAUGGCUUAGUUAUUAGUCAGAGAGAUC